Messenger RNA from Numida meleagris (helmeted guineafowl), 283 nucleotides. RefSeq names its product homeobox protein Dlx4b-like. The transcript has a single exon. The record is from RefSeq and is a predicted model, not a curated record. Lineage: Eukaryota; Metazoa; Chordata; Aves; Galliformes; Numididae. The annotation marks the transcript as partial.
AUGACCAUGAGCUCCGUCACCGAGAGCUUAUUGGGCUCCGACCCAUCCAAAACUUCUUUCCUGGAGCUCGGCCACCCCUCUCCUCCGCACUACCCGCUGCACGGCCUCCACCCCGCCGGCCACCCCCAGCACGACCCGUCGCCCUUCGCCUCCUACAGCCGGCCCGGCUCCUAUCCUUACCCCGGCGGUCCCCCCCCGCCGCCCCACGGCGGCCCCUACCUGCCCUACCCGCCCCAGCAUCCCCCGGCCGGGCUGGCCCAUGGCGCCGGGCUGCAGGACGCAG